AUGUUGUCGGCUCCCGUUAAAUCGGCGAAGCGCAUCUCGUCUCUCUUCUCCUUGGGGAGUCACAAGGACCAUAAUUCCCCCGCUGGUUCACCAGGAUCUCCAGCUUCCAACCCAGCAGAUGGCUCAAAUGACCGCCGACGACGCAGUAGCUCUCGGCCAACUCGCCAUGUCUCGACUCCCAAUGCGGCUUUCUCUUCCGAGCCACGAACAAUCCCCAAUGCGCCCCUGGAUUUCGACUUGGAGAGCUUGCCUCCCCCGCCUUCUUUACUCGCCGUGAAUUCCGAUCUUGCGAGCAGUGCACCCAGCUCUCCCACAUCCGGCCGUCCUCAGAGCAGGGGUCGGGAAAUGAGUCGACCCGCCAGUGCGGUGGGCUUGGCUAUUCCCGGUGCCACACCAGACUCCCGCCCGAGCACGCCAUCAAAACGUAGGAGUUGGAUGCCUGGAAUGGGGGCUCGGUCGCGAGCCGGUUCGAUAGAUAAGCGGCCAGUGGCUCCUUCGACGCCGAGUGCUUGGAUCGCGGGGUUGGAUCAGAAGGUGCCAUAUGAUCUUGGUCCAUUGGCAAGGGGAGAACAGGUCCCUGAAUUGUGGAAUGAACAAGGCGAUACCUUUGUCUACUUGUUCCCUCAGAAUACCGGUCGUUCACCGUCAUUCAAGGUCGACUCUACGAUCUUUGCCGAAUCUCCUUCUCUCACUUACCUCGCCCGCGGUACCGAUGCCAAAACAGGCCUAGAGCAGCCUACCCGCACGCUCUCUCUUAUGAACCCGAUCUCUCCGCCAUUGACCCCGCAGGACCGGUUAGCAGACAAUGACAAUGAUAGCUCAGGCAGCCAACGGAUGGCAUUUGAUGAUAGCCCGGACGAUGUGCAGGAACUGCAUCUAUACCUGCCCAUCCCCCUCAACAGUGACGUGUCGAACCCGCAAUGUCGACUGAGCCAGGAGGAUACUGAGACUCUGCUCCUUUUCCGAAACCUCUUCGCUUUCCUACUGGGCCAGUCCCUCAUUGCAAGCCCGAAAUCUGGGUCUCUAUUCAGCAUUUUCAUGGAUGUUGCGGUUCUCCUCGCUCGAUUUGAGUUCACCAACCUGGACGGUUCCAAUUUCGGUGAAACUGCCACAUCCAGCUUCAGCAACUACUGCGACGAGUUACGCCUGGGAGAUGUUCGAAAGAGUAGGGAGAAGACAAUUGAGGCCAUCGUGCUCGGUGAGCGUCUUCGUUACUUCCCCCUCUACGUGGAAGGUUUCACGCACGGUGUCGGCAAGCUCGAUGAGAUCAAGCAACUUCGAAGCCCGAAGUUCACUUUCAUCCACCCCAUCACUCAGAAGCGCCUUGAGCGUGGCUUUAUCGACCUGGACACUCGUUUGCGUGGCUUGUACGCUAAGCUGGAGGACUUCGAUUUCCCAUCCGUUUUCUCCGGUAUUGCCAACUCGACAACCUCCGUCGAAAGCAAAUUGCUUCGCUUCAAGAAUUGGAAGUCUGGCUUCCUCGAAUUCCGUCGCUUCACUCUGCAGUUCUACCGACAGAAAUACGGCAGCUGGCCACCCAAGGCUCGCUCCAAGAAGAACGAGUUCGAAGAGAGUGGAUUGAACCGCCAACUUCUCCUGGAUCUCUACCAUGAUUUCACUGACCUUUACGAUCUCUUGGUUGACCGCACUUCGCUUACAACCCGCACCAUCGACGCGUCUGGCUCGGGCGGCGACAACACAUCCACAGACAUCAAGGACGUCACGAUUCGUGCGCUCCGACAAUUGCUCAGCGAGUACGACCGUAGUACUCCUCCCGUGACGCCCCCAAUCCCCUUCGAUAUUCCUCAGAUCCCCUCUUUGCAGGUCCUCCACCGAAAACCCUUGGAACCCAAGAAGGAGGGCAAAUUGCGAAGCAAGAAGUUGAAGAACGCCGACAUCAAUGCCGUUUUGAUGGACUCUUAUACUCGCGAAAGCAUGCGUCCUACCACAUUUAUUGAAAGCUUUAUGCAAUUCGAGCGCCGUUGUGCCGCUGGCAAGACCCUUGAGGACAUCACUGAUCUGCGCUGCGGUCAAUGGAUCUUCCUCUACGCUGUCCUUCAGUCUCUGCCCAUGCUGGUUGUUGAUGUUCCCGAUGUUAGAUUCACUGAAGGUGUUGAGUACUUCCUCUGUGUUGCUCCUCGUGGUGGCGCCCCUUGGAUCCAGCAUGAUACCAAGACUGCACGCAGCUGGUUUGGUGUUGCCGGUGGCGCGGGUGUGGUUAGUCUCCCCUCUGAUGUGGUCAUCAACGGUGUGGAAGGUGUCUACCGCCGCAGUCACUGCUGGCAGUUGGCUGAACAGUGGGCUGAGGAUGGUGCCCUUAUCGAGCCCCCUAUGGGUGAGGAUACAUGGGACGAGAACGAGUCCUCAAUCUCUUCUCCUUACCCUGCUCAGCAGUCUUCUACUGGAUCCUCUUCCGAGCAGCAAGCCGGUAUGAUGCACAUGCCCAAUGGUGGCCUGACCCCACCGCCCCCUGCCAUUCCUCGUCAACGAUCCCCUGCUGCGGGUAUGCGAAACGAGUCCCAUCGCCACUCCAUCUACCCUGGACUGGAGGCCUUGCCAUUGCCAGCCGGCAUCGCCCCUAUCGAGCCCCCUGCUCGUCCUAUCAGUCGGUUUAACCCGAACAUGAGCUUUGAUGAUAUCCUUCGGGAAGUUCCUAAGAAGGAAAAGGGCAAGAAGCACUAA
Messenger RNA from Penicillium malachiteum, 2682 nucleotides. RefSeq lists its product as uncharacterized. The transcript has 2 exons. Lineage: Eukaryota; Fungi; Ascomycota; Eurotiomycetes; Eurotiales; Aspergillaceae. Bases 1 to 2682 code for a protein of 893 amino acids. The record is from RefSeq and is a predicted model, not a curated record.